Staurois parvus is the source of this 438-nucleotide messenger RNA. The record is from the annotation of a GenBank genome assembly. Lineage: Eukaryota; Metazoa; Chordata; Amphibia; Anura; Ranidae.
AUGGAGAAUGCUGAACAAACUGUUGGGGGGUCCUCUAUCUUUAUUUUUCUUUCUUUUCAGGCCACAGUUGCUGCUUUUGCAGCUAGUGAAGGUCAUGCCCAUCCACGAGUAGUUGAACUUCCUAAAACUGAUGAAGGACUUGGGUUUAAUAUUAUGGGAGGAAAAGAGCAAAACUCUCCUAUUUACAUCUCACGCAUCAUUCCUGGUGGUGUGGCUGACCGUCAUGGAGGGCUGAAACGUGGAGAUCAGCUCCUGUCUGUCAAUGGAGUGAGUGUGGAAGGAGAACAACAUGAGAAAGCAGUGGAGCUUCUAAAGGCAGCACAAGGGACAGUAAAGCUGGUUGUGCGCUACACCCCAAAAGUGCUGGAGGAGAUGGAAGCCAGGUUUGAGAAAAUGAGGACAGCCCGACGUCGGCAGCAGCAAAACAGCUACACGUAA